Lactuca sativa (garden lettuce) is the source of this 410-nucleotide messenger RNA. Lineage: Eukaryota; Viridiplantae; Streptophyta; Magnoliopsida; Asterales; Asteraceae. The record is from RefSeq and is a predicted model, not a curated record.
UCACCUGCUCGUGCUCCACCUCCAGCACCAGUUAACCAAUCACCCCCUCCUGCCCCUGUUCAGUCUAGUGGUGGUGGAUCGAUUUUUGGAGGUAUUGGUUCAACCAUAGCUCAAGGAAUGGCUUUUGGUACUGGAAGUGUUGUGGCUCACAGAGCUGUGGAUUCUAUUAUGGGUCCCCGCACAAUUCAACAUGAGAUUGUUGGUGCUACUGUUCUAGAUGCCUCUGCUACAAACACCUCUGUCUCUGAUGCUUGUGGCAUGCACUCCAAGGCAUUCAUAGAUGUAUUUCUACAUUCUAAUUGUUAAUAUAUUGAAAGGUUGUUGCUAUCACUCAUAUUACAAUUUACAAACAAACAAUUUGCUAAUCUCUUCAAGUAUUUUUGGAUGUUGUGGAGAGUGUGAAUAUGCUU